Penicillium brevicompactum is the source of this 699-nucleotide messenger RNA. RefSeq lists its product as uncharacterized. Lineage: Eukaryota; Fungi; Ascomycota; Eurotiomycetes; Eurotiales; Aspergillaceae. Gene Ontology annotation, biological process: N-terminal protein amino acid methylation. Gene Ontology annotation, cellular component: cytoplasm. The record is from RefSeq and is a predicted model, not a curated record. Bases 1 to 699 code for a protein of 232 amino acids. The transcript has a single exon. Gene Ontology annotation, molecular function: N-terminal protein N-methyltransferase activity.
AUGGCUUCCACAGACUCCAAAAUCAACCAUGCCACCUCCCUCAGAUAUUGGAACAGUGUCCCAGCCACCCCGGGUAGUAUGCUCGGCGACUUUCCAUCGGUGUCGCGCAUCGAUCUGCAAGGGUCCAAAAAUUUCCUUGCCAAAGUCCGCCGCCUAGCCCCAGGAGUGCUUUCGGAAGGCAAAUUCAAACAAGGUCUUGACGGCGGUGCUGGCGUCGGACGCGUAACAGAAGGGUUCCUCAGCCAUGUCUGCGAAGCAGUAGACGCGGUUGAGCCCAUUGCCAAAUUCACACAGGUCAUGCAAGACAGCCAAUUGAAGAGAGAGGGCGUCAUUGGCACCAUCUACACGCGGGGGCUGGAGUCCUGGGUUCCAGACAAAAAAUACGAUCUCAUCUGGGUCCAGUGGUGUGUGGGUCAUCUUACCGAUUCUCAACUCGUGGACUUUACUGUGCGCUGUCGCAAAGCAUUGACCCCGGAUGGACUCAUGGUCGUCAAGGAGAAUUUGUCUACUCACUUCUCUGGACAAGAUAUGUAUGACGCGCAGGACAGCAGCGUGACAAGGACGGAUGCGAAAUUCAGACAGAUUUUCAACGACGCCGGGAUGGAGGUCAUCAAGGCGGAGCUGCAGAAGGGUUUCCCUAAAAGUCUCAACCUCAUGCCAGUGCAAUUUUAUGCGUUGCGUCCCAAAGUUCUGAAUUGA